Messenger RNA from Scomber scombrus (Atlantic mackerel), 753 nucleotides. RefSeq lists its product as uncharacterized. NCBI's taxonomy places the organism in Eukaryota, Metazoa, Chordata, Actinopteri, Scombriformes, Scombridae. Gene Ontology annotation, biological process: positive regulation of B cell activation; phagocytosis, engulfment; defense response to bacterium. Gene Ontology annotation, cellular component: external side of plasma membrane; blood microparticle; immunoglobulin complex, circulating. Gene Ontology annotation, molecular function: immunoglobulin receptor binding; antigen binding. The record is from RefSeq and is a predicted model, not a curated record. The transcript is spliced from 4 exons. Bases 1 to 753 code for a protein of 250 amino acids.
AUGAUGGACUAUAGGACAGGACUGCUGCUUCUAACUAUCUGCUGGACAGGUCUUGAUGGUCCGACUCUGACAGAAUCUGAACCAGCAGUUAAAAAACCUGGAGAAUCCCACAAACUGACCUGUACAGUCUCUGGAUUCACAUUCAGUAGCUACCACAUGAACUGGGUCAGACAGUCUCCUGGAAAAGGACUGGAGUGGAUUGCUUUUGUACACACAGGCAGUUCUCAUAUUUUUUACUCCCAGUCAGUCCAGGGUAGAUUCACCAUCUCCAGAGAUGACUCCAGCAGUAAGCUCUAUCUACAGAUGAACAGUCUGAAGACUGAGGACACAGCAGUGUAUUACUUUGCUAAAAGAGACACAACUGUCAGUGGAGAUCACAGCACAUCAGCUUCAACAUCAACCAUGUUCUCUGUAGCUCUGCUGCUGCUGUUGGCAGCUGGAUCCUGUGUGAAGUGUGAACAGUUGACACAGCCAGCCUCAGUGACUGUGCAGCCAGGUCAACGUCUGACCAUCACCUGUCAGGUCUCUUAUUCUGUAAGCAGCUAUCGCACACAUUGGAUCAGACAGCCUGCAGGGAAAGGACUGGAGUGGAUUGGAAGUGCACGUGUUGGAUACACCACAUACUACAAAGAUUCACUAAAGAACAAGUUCAGUAUUGACUCAGACUCUUCCAGCAACACAGUGACUCUAAAUGGACAGAAUAUGCAGCCUGAAGACACUGCUAUGUAUUACUGUGCCAGAGACCCACAAUAA